GCGGGAAGGGCGUAAAAAAUCGAACAUCUCCUUUUCUUGGGAUAAAAAAACGGUUAAACCAACGUUGCUUCUUUACUUCGCUUGACCUGCUGUGUCCCAUCAGGAUCUUGAUGUCCUCCCUGUGGAAGCAGCCCUCAUUAGCAGCUGCUGGCUGACUGAGGUGACCAUUGUGGUGCCAAACUGAGACUUUGAAGGGGAUGGAGAGGCUUAGUCAAUUAAAUCCAGUAGGCUGCAGCCUGACAGCACAGCAGGAAGAGGAGCAGGCGCACAGCACAACACUCCAAGAGUGAGUCCUAUUGUAGCAUUGGAGAAACGACAAGAAUUUGUAUAUAAAGUAGCCGGACCCUCAAGACAACAGCAUUUAAAAUGGCCUCAAUCCUGCAGAAACUGAUCACCCCGCUGUUCAGUGGUCCCCCUGAGCCCCCCAAGAAUAAAGUGACAGUAGUUGGCGUGGGCCAGGUUGGCAUGGCCUGUGCUAUCAGCAUACUGCUCAGGGAGCUGGCUGAUGAGCUGGCCCUGGUGGACGUGAUGGAGGACAAGCUGAAAGGAGAGAUGAUGGAUCUGCAGCACGGCAGCCUCUUCCUCAAAACCCCAAAAAUCGUGGCAGACAAAGAUUACUCUGUGACAGCAAACUCGCGCAUUGUAGUGGUGACAGCUGGAGUGCGUCAGCAGGAGGGGGAGAGCAGACUGAACCUCGUCCAGAGAAACGUCAACAUCUUUAAGCACAUCGUCCCUCAGAUCGUCAAAUACAGCCCAAACUGCAUCAUCAUUGUGGUUUCCAACCCAGUGGAUGUGCUGACUUAUGUGACCUGGAAACUGAGCGGCCUUCCCAAGCACCGCGUCAUCGGCAGCGGCACCAACCUGGACUCAGCCCGCUUCCGCUUCCUGAUGGCCGACAAACUGGGAAUCCACCCCAGCAGCUUCAACGGAUGGAUCCUGGGAGAACAUGGAGACACCAGCGUGCCUGUGUGGAGUGGAACAAACGUAGCUGGAGUCAACCUGCAGACAUUAAACCCGGACAUUGGCACUGACUGUGAUGAAGAGAACUGGAGGGAGACCCACAAAAUGGUGGUGGACAGUGCUUAUGACGUGAUCAAACUGAAAGGUUACACCAACUGGGCCAUUGGUCUGAGUGUAGCUGACCUGACAGAGAGCCUCAUGAGGAACAUGAACAGGAUUCAUCCUGUUUCCACCAUGGUGAAGGGCAUGUACGGAAUUAGCGAUGAGGUGUAUCUGAGUCUGCCCUGCGUGCUGAACAACGGGGGUGUGGCUAGUGUGGUCAACAUGACCCUGACAGAUGAGGAGGUGGCCCAACUGCAGGCCAGUGCCAACACGCUUUGGGACAUCCAGAAGGACCUGCAGGACGUCUAACUGACCAGCAGGGUGCGACAUAGCUGCACCUUCAUGACUGCUUAUUGCCUACUAUAACUCUGCAGUCACUAAAACCAGACAGCUCCACCUUCCACACCUUCAACCCACUGUCCUCUGUAGAGUCACAGGCGUACGUACAGAGAUUUAGUCCUGUCAGAUUUAGCUGUAGAUGUCAGAGUUUGUUCACUUCUGCUCGCUGGAGACCAAAUGUGAGAUCAGCUGAGUUAAAUGUUGCUCUGACUCAUUUGUCCUCGACUGUGCUGCAGUGUGGGACCACGUGUCACUUGUGUUGCUUUGAUGUGUAAUAAAACAAGUUUGUUGAUGCUUGAAUUAGAAGUGCAUGUGUUCAGUUAUUUAGUGGUGAAGUCAAAAUCCA
This is a messenger RNA of Seriola dumerili (greater amberjack), 1747 nucleotides long. It is a transcript of the gene ldhbb, whose product is annotated as L-lactate dehydrogenase C chain. The coding region runs from base 367 to 1371 and encodes 334 amino acids. Lineage: Eukaryota; Metazoa; Chordata; Actinopteri; Carangiformes; Carangidae. Gene Ontology annotation, biological process: carboxylic acid metabolic process. Gene Ontology annotation, molecular function: L-lactate dehydrogenase (NAD+) activity. The transcript is spliced from 10 exons. The record is from RefSeq and is a predicted model, not a curated record. Gene Ontology annotation, cellular component: cytoplasm.